AUUUCUUUCUCGUUUACGACGCAGAGUAGUCGUUAUUCUCAUACGGUGGGAUAAGAUAACGAUUGUACAAAAUGGUGAACGGAAGGAUACCGUCAGUUUUCUCGAAAACAUAUGUUACCCCAAGAAGACCUUACGAAAAGGCUCGUUUAGAUCAAGAAUUACGAAUUAUUGGUGAAUACGGUCUCCGUAACAAGCGCGAAGUAUGGAGAGUUAAAUAUACUUUAGCAAAUAUUCGUAAAGCCGCUCGUGAGCUUCUUACUCUGGAAGAAAAGGAUCCCAAACGUUUGUUUGAAGGAAAUGCACUUCUACGUCGUUUGGUAAGAAUUGGAGUGCUAGAUGAGAGCAGAAUGAAACUUGAUUAUGUACUUGGUCUGAAAAUUGAAGAUUUCUUGGAAAGAAGACUUCAAACCCAAGUUUUCAAACUGGGACUUGCUAAAUCUAUUCAUCAUGCUCGUGUGCUUAUUCGCCAACGCCACAUUAGAGUACGCAAGCAGGUCGUGAACAUUCCAUCUUUCAUUGUGAGAUUGGAUUCACAAAAACACAUUGACUUCUCACUGAAGUCUCCAUUCGGUGGUGGAAGACCUGGCCGCGUCAAGAGGAGGAAUCUGCGCAAGGGAAGUGGAGGAGCUGCUCCGGAAGAAGAAGAAGAUUAA
Molecule: messenger RNA, 653 nt
Organism: Habropoda laboriosa
Lineage: Eukaryota; Metazoa; Arthropoda; Insecta; Hymenoptera; Apidae
Gene: RpS9
Product: 40S ribosomal protein S9
Exons: 4
Coding region: 72-653 (193 amino acids)
Biological process (GO): positive regulation of translational fidelity; translation
Cellular component (GO): cytosolic small ribosomal subunit
Molecular function (GO): rRNA binding; structural constituent of ribosome
Source: RefSeq, a predicted model, not a curated record